UCUGCAAUGAGUUCGGCCCCGCAAAUCUCGUUUGAUACCUAUGCACCAAAGGUUGCAAUCGUCACAGGUGGUGCACAAGGAAUAGGUUAUGCUAUCACUCGCAGAUUAACAGAUGACGGCUUUGACGUCGCUGUCAACGAUAUACCCGCAAAGCAGAAAGAACUGGAUAUUGUCGUUGAAGAAGUUCGCCAGAAGGGUCGACGUGCAAUUGCUGUCCCAGGUGAUGUAUCCUCUGAACCUGAUGUCGUCGUUCUAGUCGAGAGUACAGUUCGCGACCUCGGGAGCGUAGAUAUUAUGGUUGCGAAUGCAGGGGUCUUCUUCAUCAGCGAAUUCCUUGAACUCCCUGUCGAGAGGUUUAACGAUGUUUUCGACGUCAACGUCCGCGGAGUUUUUCUCUGUCUCAAGCAUGCGGCUUUGCAAAUGGUAAAGCAAAGACGCGGUGGACGACUAAUAGCGGCGAGUUCGGCUGCAGGCAAGCAGGGCUUGGGUAAUGUAUCAGCUUAUUCAGCUUCGAAGUUCGCAGUUCGAGGCCUAAUUCAGUCUGCCUCAAUCGAUCUGCGUAAGUACGGAAUCACGGCCAAUGCAUAUGCUCCUGGAAUCAUUCAUACACCUAUGGCCAAUGAGGUUAUUGAAGAUGAAGCUGCGGGAAAGGCGACCGUGAGCGUCCGGCAGAUCGCGAAACCAGAGGUUAUCGCAGGCUUAGUUUCUUACCUCGCGAAGCCAGAAUCGUAUUUCGUAAAUGGUCAGACUAUCACCAUCGAUGGAGGUAGCUAUCAUUUUGAUUAA
Fomitiporia mediterranea MF3/22 is the source of this 786-nucleotide messenger RNA. RefSeq names its product NAD-binding protein. The record is from RefSeq and is a predicted model, not a curated record. Lineage: Eukaryota; Fungi; Basidiomycota; Agaricomycetes; Hymenochaetales; Hymenochaetaceae. Gene Ontology annotation, molecular function: oxidoreductase activity, acting on the CH-OH group of donors, NAD or NADP as acceptor. The coding region runs from base 7 to 786 and encodes 259 amino acids. The transcript has 9 exons.